UUGUCAGCCGCUCCCUGUUAGCUAAAGCUGCUGGACGGUGAUAAACGGCGGUUUUCUGCCUCAGUGACAGUUAAGUAACAAUUUUCAGCUUUGGUGAAUCUUUGUAUUAAGUCUAACAGAGUGGUCAGGUGAAGGUUAGUGUACUCUCAGGCCAGUUUGCUCGGACUGAAAAGGUUUCGCUUCCUGUGUCGGACUCUGAGCAGUUGUCCUCCGCCUUGCUGUUUGUUCCUGGUGGUCUGAAGCGGAUAAAAUACAACGACCCUGAAAAGAUGGCGGACUGCGUCACAAAGGUGGAGCUGAGUGUCUCCUGUUCUGACCUGCUGGAUAAAGAUGUCGGCUCAAAGUCUGAUCCUCUGUGUGUGCUGCUGCAGAAGACAGGAGGUGACAGCUGGACUGAGCUGGCUCGUACUGAGCGGUUGAAGAACACCUCCAGUCCGUCCUUCAGUCAGCGUCUCAGAUUGGAUUAUCACUUUGAGACAGUUCAGAAUCUGAAGCUGGGGAUCUACGACAUCGACAACUCCACCUCUGACCUCGGCGACGAUGACUACCUGGGAGGGAUUGAGCUAACACUGGGGCAGAUAGUUUCCAGUAAAAGUGUGAGCAGACCUCUGCAGCUGAAGAAAGGCAAACCUGCAGGGAAAGGAACCAUCACUGUCUCUGCAGAGGAGAUAAAGGACAACAGAGCCAUUGAACUUGAGCUGGAGGCUAAAAACCUUGACAAGAAGGACAUGUUCGGGAAGUCUGAUCCAUUCCUGGAGUUUUUUAAACAAGGAGACGGUGGAAAGUGGCAGCUGGUCCACAGGACAGAGGUGGUGAAGAACAAUCUGAGUCCCUGCUGGAAGAAGUUCUGUGUUCCUCUGCAGACGUUCUGCGGCAGCGACCUCGACAGACCGUUGAAGGUGGAUUGCUCUGAUCAUGACAGUGAUGGAUCUCAUGAUCUGAUUGGUUCUUUCACCACAAAAGUUUCUGAGCUGCAGAAAGCUGCACAUGGUUCACCGGUGGAGUUUGACUGCAUCCACCAUGAGAAACAGAAGAAGAAGAAGAGCUACAAGAACUCUGGAGUCGUCUCUGUGAAAAGCUGCAAGAUGCUGACUCAGUACACCUUCCUGGACUAUGUGAUGGGCGGUUGCCAGAUCAACUUCACCGUGGGGAUCGACUUCACCGGCUCUAAUGGUGAUCCCCGUUCGCCCAACUCUCUCCACUUCAUGAGUCCAGACGGGCUGAACCAGUACCUGUCUGCUCUGUGGUCUGUGGGUCAGGUGAUCCAGGACUACGACACUGAUAAACUCUUCCCGGCGUUCGGUUUUGGAGCCAAACUACCUCCAGACUACCAGGCUGCAAACCAUGAGUUUGCCCUCAAUUUCAACCCCACUAACCCCUACUGCCAAGGUAUUGAGGGGAUCAUUGAAGCCUACAGGAUGGUUUUGCCUCAGCUCAGACUGUCUGGACCCACAAACUUCUCUCCUAUCAUCAACCACGUCGCUUCCAUCGCCACCACCGCCACGCAGGCCAACAACGCCUCUCAAUACUUCGUCCUGCUCAUCCUCACUGACGGUGAGAUCACCGACUUUGACCAGACCCGGGACGCCAUUGUCCGGGCGUCGCGGCUGCCGCUUUCAAUCAUCAUUGUUGGGGUGGGGCCAGCUGACUUUAAGGCCAUGGAGCUCCUGGAUGGAGAUGACGGUGUGCUGAGGUCGACGGUGGGCGAGGCCGUCGCCAGAGACAUCGUCCAGUUUGUCCCGUACAGACAGUUCAAAGAUGCUCCCAAGACGGCUCUGGCUCAGUCUGUCCUUGCUGAGGUUCCCAACCAGCUGGUCUCUUAUUUCAAAAUGAGAGGCUUUGAACCACCCAAACCUAAAGCUGCUGCCAAAUCCUAAACCCAGCCCCACAUGACCUAAACCCCGCGUCCUGCAUGCCCCACAAAGCUGAACGCCUACCCUGAUUUCAUUCCAGGCUCAGACCAUCAUCAUUCACCCUCUCCUCUGCCCAACAACCCACCAAGUCGACCACUCUUCAGGGACCAACCUAAUGUGUUGCUGGAAUCUCAGCCAAUCAUGACGCAGCAUUCAGCUGUCAGCCAAUCAGGAUGCCAGGGGGAACCCACACUAUUUUUUUUUUUUUUAUAAUCACAUUCUUCUUUCUGAUGAUGAUAAAGUAGUAAAGAUUAUAGAUUAUAGAUUGUAUAUUCCUUCUGCUGCUUCCACGCUAACUAUGCAGAUCACGUGUUUACCAACGUGUUUAAAAGUCACAGAGCUGCACACACACACAGAAAAAGUUUCAACUGUCGUCCAGUUUUGGCUCUACAUUCUCUAUUAUUGUUUCCAUAGUAACAGUAGGAGGUUACUGAUCUGCUCAGAGGUGAACUCUGUUGACUUUUGGGAGUUUUAUCAUUUACAUUGAUACAGUUUUGUCCACAGUAUCUAGUGGACAUUAGAGGAACUGCGACAAGGCACCUCACCAUAAUCAAUUGUUUUUAUUACCAUUCGCAACAUGAUGACACUAUGCACCCAGGUCCAGCUCUGAGUGGGUGUGUGUGUGUGUGUGUGGCUCUGAUUAGCUUUAAUAAUCAGGUAUCAAUACUUAGCACUUUGCUGUUGCACUAAAUGCUGGAAAAAUGUUUUAUGAAUGUUGUUAUAUGCCCAUUAACAUAGCUUUACUAUAUCAUAUGCUCUCUAACAUAGCUUUACCACUAUAGCCUUAUAAUAAACUUUAUUGUAGCCUUACCGUAGACUAGUGUAGCCUUUGUCACUCUCAGCUGCUUCAGCCUGAAUAUUUCUGGCAUGUUCUGUCAUGACUCUCGGUGGUUUGUUGAUGCUGCAGCUGCAGUGCAUUCACUGUUUAUGGUGAAUAAACAGGGAGAGAAAAAAAACACUUCUGCAGGUGAAAAUUUACAUUGGGUCCGAACACACUUUAGGACUCACAAUUAAGAACAGUCACCAAUGAUGUGAGUACCUGGGAAUUGUAACCACGGUAACCCUCCAUCCCACACCGAGAGUCUGUUUGAACAUGUCCUCUGUUUAUGUACCAAAGACUAUUUUCUGAUUGACAUGGCCCCUCCAGCCUGGGAUACUGGCAAACACACACUAACACGCACACACAUUUACACACAAACACACAGUGUUAAAACAAGUCAGAAGCCAUGUUUACUGCAGCGAAGCCACAGUUAGUGUUGUGAAAGAGCUGCCAAUGCUUCAUCCACCACAACUUGAAAUCACUUAGAAUAACUUGUUGUUUUUUUUUUUUGUGCCUUUAUUACAAACAGCAGCAAACAACGGUUUAGACUUGAACGUUGCACUUUGUGGUUGAUGUGGCAGCCACAGGGGUGACCGGCUUAGAAAUAAUUUAAAGUCACCUUUUAACCACUAAAGCUGAGCAGUUGUGCUGUGGAAUUAACUUGUUUUAGUCAGAGUAAGAGUAAAAUUCUCUAUUUUUCUCCUUGUUGUCAAAUGUUGAGGGACUUUUAGGGCUUUUUUCAGGCCCCACUUUAUUGAAGUCAAAUAUCUGAAGUGCAUAUUAUUUGUAGCUCUGAGGUUGGGGAACAGUCUGGGUAACAAAAUAAUCAAAGCCAAAGGUCCACUUGCUGGUUUUUGUAGCGUCCAGUCCUCCUAAAUUAAUGGAACCACAUCAUGAAAGACUGUGAGAUAUGGUUGAAAGCUCUGCAAAAAGCCUGUAAGUUAAGAUUAUUUUGUUGAUCAUAUCAGCUGUGUAUUUUUUAGAUAAAGAGGUGCAACAGUGUCUGCUGCUUCAGACUGUUUGGUUGUUUUUGGAUCGAAUUGGUUACGGUUUUCAGACCAAAUCAGCUUCCCAGGAAAUAGAGAGAUGGUCAAGGUGUUUAUUUUUUUUUUAAAUGUUUUCUAGAGAGACCGAUUAAAUGAUGAGUCUGGUUUCAUCCAAAGUUCACGGGAACAACGUCUUUGUUUAAUUCUCACCAUUUAAGCUUGUGAUCUCCAAACUACUUUCUAAAGUUUGUUCAGUGAUACAGAGUUGUGGCUGAGGAUGAACUCAGUGGAAACAGUAAUUUUUACCAAAAAAUUUAUAAAUAAAUAAAAAGAUAAGUGGGAUGAAUCUGCUGAUGAAGACCGUGGGACAACACACAUAAAAACAGUCAAAAAAUCAAAUUAAUGACCUGAGACUUUUUUUCCUUUUUGCUCUUGUGUUGUUUUGAUGCUAAAAAGACUCGGAUAUGUCUGUUUGUCCCUGUCAAGUUGCCAUGAUGUACUCUUUGUUUUUCUUAGUUGCCAAAAACUUAAAGUGUUUAAAGGAGUUUCACGUUAGUAAUUUCAGCCAAAAAAUCUGCAGUUGUCUUUUCAAACAUGAAGGAAAAGUGAAUCUUAUGAGAAAAUCAUAAUGGAAAUCUGUUCUGAGUUCAGCCGAACAUGCCAUAUUGUCUCUGUAACCAUGGCUGCAUGGUCACAUGAUGCUGUGAUAUCAUUUAAUAAAAGAAACAUCUUGGCCAA
This is a messenger RNA of Seriola dumerili (greater amberjack), 4457 nucleotides long. RefSeq names its product copine-1-like (gene cpne1). Gene Ontology annotation, molecular function: RNA binding; calcium-dependent phospholipid binding. Gene Ontology annotation, cellular component: plasma membrane; nucleoplasm; ribonucleoprotein complex. Lineage: Eukaryota; Metazoa; Chordata; Actinopteri; Carangiformes; Carangidae. The record is from RefSeq and is a predicted model, not a curated record. Bases 270 to 1877 code for a protein of 535 amino acids. The transcript has 16 exons. Gene Ontology annotation, biological process: regulation of canonical NF-kappaB signal transduction; positive regulation of tumor necrosis factor-mediated signaling pathway; regulation of RNA splicing.